AGGUACAGUAUACUGCAGGCUUUGCCUCCGAAUUAGAGGGAGUGGGGAGGAACGAUUGCGUGGCUUGAAGCCUAAAGUUCGGCCUUCUUAAUCUGGGAUAGAUUCUACCCGCGUAAGCUGCUAAUCAAAUCUUGUCCUUUAUACAGUCGUACCUCGUCUCGCACCGGCGUAUGCAGGGACCCACUGGCGAUUGCCUUGCGGUGGUCCACGUGUAACGAUCACGUGCUACGACUGUGGUUGAUGUUCGACUUGCACGGGUCCUAAGUGCAAUUGCAACUACCAUUAGCUCUAUAGCGGAUCCCUCGCCACAGCGCAUAUAUCUUCUUUGUAUCCCAAAAAAGGGUUUAUCCGCACAACAGUGGAGGCCACACCCUGUCGGAAUCAAAUCAAGCACAAAGGUGAGAGUGGUCCACACACUGGCUCAAUCAGGUCAAGGACAAUGGACCACUCAACGUGUUUCAUCUCAGUGUGGUUGUGGUUGAAGGCAUAUAAAAGCUUCAUCUUCCCGUAACCCACCCUGAGCUCCCACCCACUACUCCCACAGGGACAGAACGUCCUCUCACACCCCCGCAAUCUGGUCCGGAGGUCCCAACUGAUCCUGACCUGCAGGCGUCGCCCCACAAGUCCACCAACACAACACGCGGGAACAGUAAGGACAACAUCGAUUAUCGUAUCGUUGCUCAAGAAGAGAUGGACACGUCUAUCUAUCAAGAGGAUCUCGAUAAGUGGUUCUCGAAAUUUUUGCCAGGUAAAGAUGGUGAAAACCUCAGCUUCAAACGGGAAGAUCUUCCUGAAGAAUUCCGGGAAAAGAAGUUUCACUUUGACGAAGUUACGUUCGACGCGAACAGUGAUCGUCCCAGGAUCAAACUCGAAAAGGAUCUCUAUACUAUCUUGUGUCCUGUGAUACAGAACGUUUUCGACCUUGCCGCACACAGGUCAACCGGGGAAGCUCCUAGAGAUCUGCUCAAAAUCCGAGACACAAGUAAUUGGGAAGAGGAGAGCGACAAUAAACUGUCUCCUGAUUUUCUAGUUCACAAGGACUCCGUGUCUCGGCCCUUCGAGCUCGAGGAUGCCCGAAAGAAGAAGGUCACUUCGAAAUCGCAUAGGAAAUUCGUUGGACGCGCUGCUUACUCGUGGAGUCUGCUACCUGGAGAGGCCAAGAUCAAAGAAGACGGCUUCGGUCUAGGUGACGAAUUGAACCUUCCUGACACCAAGGCCAGUCGUCGAACACGUGGACAGUUCGCUGAAUACAUCGCUGAGAUUCUCUAUCGACAACAUCGUCAGUUCACCUUUGCAUUCUAUAUCUACAAGAACUGGGCUCGGUUCUUCAUCGUCGACAGGGUCGCUUCCGUGACUACCCCGGCAUUCGACUAUGUCAAGGAUCCCUACACGUUUCUGAAAUUCUUCUAUCGUCUGGCUCAAGCCGAUGCCUCUGCGCAAGGCUAUGACCCCACUGUUACGCUCGCAUCAUCUACCAGCAUCUCCACUCUCAAGGAGCAUAUGUCCACCGACCAUGGAGCUAUCCAACCGUUCAUUGACGACGCUAUGAAUGAUGCUUUUGCCUACGAAUCGACUUCUAUCUGGCCUCUCUACGAAGUACAGGUCUGCGACCACGACACAGGGAACAUUUCGUACUUUCUUAUUGGAAAACCUCGGACGCCUUCCACUUCCCUUUAUGGUCGUGCUACAAAGGGCUACAUUGCGUUUGAUCUAAUUGCACAUGACUUCGUCUGGCUGAAGGAUACCUGGCGUCUGGCUUCGCUGCACUCUCACCCUGAAUGGGAAGUUUAUGAAAAGCUCAAGGCGGCUGGCGUUGAAAAUACUGCCACUAUGCGGACUGGUGGCGAUGUGUACGACCCCAAGUUACAACGCACUCUGUCCCAGGAGUAUCUUAGUCACGCACGCCUCAAACCUCGGAUCCACUGUCGCCUCGUCGUCAACGAAAUCGGGUGUCCACUGGAAACGUAUGAGACAAGUCACGAUUUGAUAUACGUUGUCUUGUGUGCCCUUCAAGCACACGAAGAUGCAUGGGUGAAAGCGGGGAUACUACAUCGGGAUAUUAGCGAUAACAAUAUCUUGAUUUUCUUCGUGGAUGGUAGAAGAUGCGGCCUGCUCAUAGAUUGGGAUUUGUGCAAGUAUGCGUCCGAACUGCAAGAACGCAAAGCGACUCACAAAAACAGAUCGGGUACUUGGCAGUUCAUCUCCGCCUUGCGUCUUCGGUGUCCCAAGAAGUAUUGUGAAGUUGCAGACGACAUCGAAUCGUUUGUGCAUGUCAUAAAUUGGUGCGCCCUGCGAUACCACCAACACAACCAUCUAGGAUCGGCAUCCGGAUUCGCCACGUUCAUUCACCGAAUGUUUUUGGAUUGCUCAAUCUCCUCGGAUGGCCUCCUUUAUGGAUGCCCUGAAAAGUGGGUUGCUAUGAUGAGGGGUGACCCAGGCUUCAACCUAAGUUCCGACGAGAGGUUUCAGAACGUUAUAAACGAGCUGAUGCGCGUAUGUUCUUCCCACUAUCGUUCCCUUGAUCUGAAAGAGCUGGAAAGAUUCCGACCAACUGAACCCAAGGAAGCGGAGGCUUUACGAGCCUCUACUGUCCGACCUGUCGCUCCACCAGUAAACAUGAACAAGGUCAGGCCGCCGCGUAGGCGUACUAGGGGGGACAAUAACAAGGCAGCGGAACCCGCUGGGGCGAAUAUCCAACGAGGUCCUGCAGAGCGCACCCUGGACGAACACGCAAAUAUCGCCGACGUACUGUUUGAAGCAAUACAAGAUACUGAUUGGAAGUGUGCUCGAGAGCCUGGGGUCGAUUACUUCGAACAAAUGCUCAAUGUCAACCUCACUCUUGGACGCCGCUCGGUUGCAGGGACGCAAUCUUCCGCGACUUCUUCUCAGAAACGAAGCCGACCUCCUGCAGUGUCGGGCAGUAUCCAGUUGAAGAGGUCCAGAGGGUCGCGAUCCGGUGCUCAUGCUUCCCAGCUUGCUUCCUUACCUGAAGCGGAAGAGGAUCAGGAGGAGGGGGAGCAGGAGGAGGGAGAGGGAGAGGACCAGGACCAGGACCAAGGGGGGAGUACCCAGAGCCAAAAUCUGCAGUUCCACGAGGAUAUUGAGGAUGAUAUUUUUAAUUAAAAGACGAGGAGGAAGGAAUGUCUAUCCUCGAUGCUAGGCGAGAUGACAUGAUCGAUUGGAAGUACCUAAAUGAUACCGAGCCAGUGUAGUGUAGUAGUUAUACCCAUACACAUAGGCUUGUCCUCACGAAUGACGUCCAUACGCAAUAUAUCCUUGGCAUACAUGUU
Somion occarium is the source of this 3290-nucleotide messenger RNA. The record is from the annotation of a GenBank genome assembly. Lineage: Eukaryota; Fungi; Basidiomycota; Agaricomycetes; Polyporales; Cerrenaceae.